CCAAGAGGCUGGACUCGGCGCCCUCAUGGCUCAUCACAACUGGUUGUCCUCGUUUUUCCAGAAGCCCCUUCUCAGUUCCCAGAAGCCCCCCAAAGGAAUGGCUGCCAAGGGGGCAGAGGCAGCAGAGGGGCUGGAGGGGCCGGAAAGGCUGAAGAGAACCAAGGGGGCCCAGCAGGGCGAGGAGAUAGAGAGGGCGUCAGCCUCGGAGCGGCCAGCCUCUUCCCCGAACUGGCUCACCGGGAACUUCCCGUUCUGGAAGAAGAGUAACGUGAAGAAGCUCAGGCGGAGAGAGCGGAACACUUCCAGAGGCCCCCCCUCCUGGAAACUCCGGCCUCACAAGUCAAAGGUCACUCCGGACAGCCCGAGAAGGAAGAAGGAGAGCGUCUUCACCGAAGCGGCCCGGACCGCGGCCAUUUGCAUCAAGAUCAUCAAAUCCCUGGGGAUGGAAGACUUGCCCCAGUUAGCCCUGGUGGCCAAGAAGUUGGGAGAUAUCGCCAAGAAGCACCAGGAGGUGGUACUAGAAACCAUUUUGAAAUAUUUCCACCAAAAUACCCAGCUGGCCGUCCGGCACCGGUUCCGCAUCCUCCGGGUGCUCGAGAUGAUCGUCACCACGCACGGCGUCCUCAGCCAGCACUGGGCCCAGGCCUGUACCAGCCUGGCCCUGGAGAACAUGGUCCUGAUCACUGAUUUGGAGGAAGUGUACCAGAACGCGGCCGGUGACCUGCUGGUGGCCGUGUGGAGACAUGCUUCGCAGCACGUCACGCCCCAGCUGCUCAAGAUGUUCUGGAAAAGGGAGUUUCCUCACCGCAGCGCUUUUUACACCCUGGGCAAGAUCAUCUCCAAAGAUUGGGCGCCCGAUUCUCCAGAACGCAAGGAGUGGGAGCGCCAACUCUUCCAGGUGGGAGAGAUGUCUGUCCACUUGCUGACGGAGAAGGCUUGGAUGGCCGAAUUGGACCGAGCCAUCACUAAGUGUGACUGGAGCAUCCUCGGGCAGUCCCUGGAGAAGGCCUCCCUCUACGCAUACUAUGGGGUCGUGCUCAGAGCCUCCAACAACGGGCACGUGGUGAGGGAAAGACUCAGUGCCCUGCUGGGCACUUCCCACCAACGUCUGUUCCAGAGGGAGGGCAUAGCCCUGACCAUCGGGCUAACGGCCACCCGCCACCUCACCAUCACCUGCGCCGUGCUGGAGGACUUCGGCAAGGCUGUGGUCACCGGAGAGAAGACGCCCGUCUCCAGGAUGGACCAGUGCCUAGAGGACAUCCACUGGAAAUGGGCCAGCAGCACCGUCCUGCUCUGCUACGGUCACAUGGCGUGCCGCAGUAAGGACAUCAUCCUGGCCCUGGCCGACGGCUUCGCCUCCCGCAUGGUGGGCUACUUCCAGUGCAGCCACUGGGACGGUCCCUUAAAGAAGAGCUUCCUGACCUCCAUCCUGAUGCUUGUGCGGGCCAUAGCAAGCAACAAGGAGGCCAACAGCUACAUGUUCUUCCAGAAGUCGCAGCUGAUCCUCUGUCUAAUGAAGCUGAUCGAGAAGGAGCCACGGGACACUCUCUGUACCCUGGACCGUCAGAAAGCUCUGGUCGCUGUGGCAGGUCUCAGCAAACUGAAGCCCCCGCUGCAGCCCAAGGAGAGGUCCGACCUGCUGUACACCUGCUUCCAGAGCCUCUUCACUCUGCCCCUGCUAGAGACCCUGGAGAGGCACAGCUGCCUCAUGGUCAACCCGCCCAGCAUCAAGGAUUUGUACAGGGACACUAUGUCGGCUUUGGAUCAGAUGUUGCAGGGUCUCCUGUGGGAGAGUCCCAGCCCGAAUGAGGCUCAACACAUCCUGGAGCAAAUCUGCCACUGGAUGAAUUCAAGGAAAUCGCAUGAGCGCCAGCGAGCAGUGAGAACCAGCACCAUCCUCCUCAAGUUCGUUGUGGAGCGGUUCAGCCUCGCACCGGCCAUCCAGUUCAGCAGAAUGGGGCAUCUAGUGGGCAUGCUGGGCAUGCUGUGUGGGGACCCUGAAGAGGGCACGAGGUCCCAGGCCAAAGAGGCGGUGUUCUACCUCUACAACGUCAUGCUGCGCCAGAAGGGGCUGAGGGAUGAGGCGGAAGCCCAUCUGAAAAUGAAGAAGCACUGUUCCAUCUUGGGCUGUUCUCCGGACCAGGAAUUGGGAUUGUGGUCCUUCUCCUCCCUCAGCAGCUUCCAGAUCGUGAAGGCCUUUGGGGAGAAAUUUGAACCAUGGCAGCUGAGGGACCUGCUGGGCACCCUGUUGGACGGGCUGUGUGGCCCCAUCCACUUCCGGGCCCAGACCGCGGCCCAGAUGCUCUAUGUCACCUUCGAGAUCUUCGGAAACCAGCUGGAGGAGGUGUCCAACAUCGGGAAGAGAGUUUACCUGCAGCUGUGUUUCAUCCGCACGUUGUCAGUGAAGAAGGAGGCCCUGAAAGCCAUCUCCGUGCUUGUGCGGGAACACACCCGGGAGUUGGUGGGCGCUUUCCUGGAGUACUCUGUGUCCAUGGACAGGCACGUGAUCGAACUGUGGCGGGCCGUGGGCUCGGAGCCCCACAUCUCCCCGCGGAUCCUUCUGCUGUUGCUCGAGAAACUGGAGGAGCGGCCCUCUCUGGAGCAGAUCUGCCAGAUCGAGGAAGAGACGUACCCUGAGUCUCUGGCUGCCAUGAACACAUUGUAUGAGAUGCUCUUUGUGCCUGAGUAUCAGGAGGCCCUCCACGCCGCUUACCCCCGCCUCUUCUUUGCGCUGGUCACCCAAAUCCAUUACAUCUUUGACCUGGACUUGCUGGAUGAGGACGAGGUGCACUGGAGGAGCUACUCCAGUCAGAAGACCCUGGUGGCCACCGCCUGUGGGUGCCCUUGGGGCCAGGAGUCGGGAGCCGGGAGCCAGAGUGCUUGGAGCCAGGAUCUGGGGGCCGGGAGGAGCAGGAGCCGGAGCACGUCCGUGGAAGCUGUCAAGAGUCUGUUCUCCAAGAACGGCUUCUGGCAGGAGUUUGCCUUCCUGGAGCUGCAGGAGGCCUGGGACCAGCUAGCUGGACCGUUGACCUACUGCAACGGAGUCUGCCUGCUGGCCAGGGCUAUGGUGGAGUACCACUCCCCCCGCAUUCCCGGCAUCCUGCUCCAGGCACUCACCAUGAUCCAGAAGGAGGAGGACAGACAGAGAAUGGUGGCCAUGAUUUUCUUCACUGAGUUUCUGAGAAGCCCUGCCACGGCCAACCAUCUGUCCCGCCACAUCAUCCUCAGACACCUGACCAAGGGCAUCCAGGACCCCAACUUGGUCGUGAGGGUGGUCAGUCUCCACGGCCUCAGCACCGUCUUCCUCAACCCUGAGAAGGGAGACCUCCUGCGGGCCCAGGUUCCCGCAUUCCUGGAUGCCCUGUAUGAUGCUAACGAGAAGGUGUUGGUGAGCGCCAUAUGCGCCUUGUCGGACGUGCUGUACAAGCUGGGCAAGCAGGGGCCCGGCGCCCUCGGCCUGGACAUUGCCCUCAGCCUCCAGGCCUUCUUCGAUGAUGAGAGGUACGCAGUCCGGGGAGCUGCCAUCUCAGCCUUCGGCAACCUGGUGGGCUGCCUGGAGGGCAAGGAGCCCGGAGUGCUGAAAGAUCAGGUCUGCCGAACCCUCAUUCCCUUGUUCUUCCACUUCCUGGAUGAAGACAAGACCGUGAUGAAGAAGGCCAAACUGACGUUCUUCCGCUGCGCCAGCUUCCUGCAGUGGGAUGAGCUGGGGAAGUUGUUCCGGCGGCUUGCCUGGGAGGACGGGCUCCGGGGUCUGCACAGCGUCUGGAAGUGCUUUAUGGAGAAUAUGUUUGACAACACCAACCUCUUCCUGUCCCAGGCCCUCGGCUACGUCAGGAGCAACCAGUGGACACUGCGCAUGGCAGCUGCCCUCUACAUUGGACACACCAUCCACUUGCUGCCCAUGGCCAUAUCUAAGAUUCUGGACCAAAAAGGGGCACAGGCUCUCUUGCGCGCGUUCUACAAGCUGCAGCACGACAAGGAGGAGUUUAUCCGUCAGGUGGCGAAGACUCACAUCAUCAGCCUGCAGAAGGUGGUUCGGCUGGUGUAGGGCCAGCCGAGACCCCCGCCCUCUGCCCGCCCCCAUCACCCAGAGGUGAUUAAAAGUGUGUGCCUUCC
Tachyglossus aculeatus (Australian echidna) is the source of this 4116-nucleotide messenger RNA. RefSeq names its product maestro heat-like repeat family member 5. The transcript is spliced from 30 exons. Gene Ontology annotation, cellular component: cytoplasm. The record is from RefSeq and is a predicted model, not a curated record. NCBI's taxonomy places the organism in Eukaryota, Metazoa, Chordata, Mammalia, Monotremata, Tachyglossidae. Bases 26 to 4048 code for a protein of 1340 amino acids.